ACUGGACGCUUCAGUAUCGACAGAGAGGGACACAUCACUGAUAGGAGAACCUCACUGUGCUCUGGAGAGAAUGACCUGCAUAAAGAAAUGAGGGGGAAAAGGCGAAAUUCUCCUCAGGGACAGGAUGAAAGCAGAACAGGAAGAGGAACUUUCUCGCUUCAAAGAAAACGAGCGACGACUCAAACUACUGUAUGCUGCGUUUAACCCUGAAGUCCGACUGAACAGAUUAGAUGUCCAGCAGCUGUUGGUUAAAGAUGUCCUCCCUAACUGUACCCCCAGCCGGGACCAGGAGGACCCAAAGCUCCUCCAGAUAAAAGGGGAACAGGAAGAACUCUGGGAUAGUCCAGAGGGAGAGCAGCAUCAUGCUCUGGAGGAGGCCGAUAUCACCAAGUUUCCAUUCACUGCGGUUCCUGUGAAGUGUGAAGAUGAAGAAGAGAAAUGUGGGUCUUCACUGCUUCAUCACAGCCAAACGGAGGACAACAGAGAGGCAGAGUGUCCAGCCAGCAGCUCAGCUGUGCAGAUAAAGACAGAAACUGGUGGAGAGGACUGUAGAGGAUCAGAACCAGCCAGGAAGAGAGAGUCAGACAGUCAUUCACAACCAAACACUGAUGAUGAAAAGACUUCCGACUCUUCUGAGACUGAAAUCCAUUACGAAGACCCUUUGUCAGAUUCUGAAUCUGAAACUGAAGACAGUGAUGGUGAUUGGAUGGAGACCAGUUCACCUGAGUCAGCUGUGAAUGCUCUGAAAUAUGGAGAAGCUCCUGUAAAUGAUGUGAGACCUAACACUGUGAAAAAGUCCACAAGAUUCUCUAAGUGUAGUCAAGGACUGUCCGACAGUAAAAAAUGUUUGAGAGUACAGCACACAGCAGACACACAGACCAUAAUCCACACCGGAGAGAAACCAUUCAGUUGUGAUGAAUGUGGGACAAGAUUUAAACAGAAGAAAAAUCUGAAGACACACAUGAAGGCUCACACAGGAGAGAAACGAUUUGGCUGUGAUGAUUGUGGGAAAAGAUUUACACGGCAGCAAGAACUGAAGUUACACAUGAUGGUUCACACAGGACAGAAACCAUUUGGCUGUGAUGAUUGUGGGAAAAGAUUUACACGGCAGCAUGAACUGAAGAGACACAUGAGACUUCACACAGGAGAUAAACCAUUUGGCUGUGACAAUUGUGGGAAAAGAUUUAAAUGGCAGCAAGAACUAAAGAGACACAUGAGAGUUCACACAGGAGAGAAACCAUUUGAUUGUGAUGAAUGUGGGAGAAGAUUUAUUGAGCAGCAUCAACUGAAGAGACACAUGAUAGUUCACACAGGAGAGAAACCAUUUGGUUGUGAUGACUGUGGGAAAAGAUUUACAAGGCAGGAAUAUCUAAAGAGACACGUGGUAGUUCACACAGGACAGAAACCAUUUGGUUGCAAUUAUUGUGGGAAAAGAUUUACACGACAGCAAACUUUGAACAUACACAUGCAAAUACACUAAGGGGAGUGUUGUGAUGAUUGAGGGAAAAGAUUUACAAGGCAGAAACGUUUGAAGUCACACAUGAUAGUUCACACAGGAGAGAAACCAAUUGGUUGUGAUGACUGUGGGAUAAGAUAUAAAUGGAAAGUAUAUUUUAAUUGACACCAAAAACCCCACAACGAUUGGAAAGCUUUCUAUUCAGUUUUUUGUUGAAGGAUAAUUAAGUUAAUGUGUUGGUAAUAGCCUGAGAUUGCUUCAUUUUUGUUGUUGUUUCAUGUCUUUUAUUUUUUUACUUUCUCUUGUGUUUUUGUUUUUUUUAACAUGCAAAAUGUUUCAAAUGAAUUUGUCAAAGUUGUUUGUAAAUGAGAGGGAAUGAAGCAGUGUUUUUGACUCUCUGUUUUUUAUUCAUUCUUUGUUUGGAAUUUAAACACUUAAAUGUAUAGUUCCCAUAUUUUUUUCUUGAGUUUUCUUGAUAUAGGCUGUGUGUGACUGUAAACUCCCUCACUGAUGAUUAUCAGUGGGAAAGUGCAUUAUUUAGUUACCACUUUUAAUUAAAUUCUCCUGUAACCUAGUGUUUUUGAUUUUCUUUUCUACAAACAUACAAUUUAACACAUAUUCUCUGUAAUAAAUAUAUCUUGAGGUUGACUCAUUUUAAUCACUGUUACUUUUGACACUUUUAGAUGAUAGCACUGAUAGCCACAGAAGGGCUUUAUAAAUUCGAGAGAAUCCAAGAGAGUGGACAGAAGAUGUCAGGAAAUGAUACAAAGCUAACAUUAUUUGAUGAUAGAGAUUGUUUGUUUGUUUGUUUGUCUGUUCAUUCUGAUUGAUCUAGGUUACUUUUAAUUUAACAUGAGUUUUGUUUGGGUCUUAAAGAUAUUUUUCCUGAUUGUUGUUAUUGACUAAAUUAGCACUGUUUAGCUGAACUUUCACCUCCAAUCAUCAAAAGUGUUUUAAUUACAGGGUAGGAGCCAAAAUGUGUAUUUUGCUGGUGUUGUUUAUUUUGUUAGGCUGCACACUUCUCUUUGGUUUAUGUAGCUUCCGGUGAUGGGACAGGGUUGUGUUUUCACCUUACUUACCUGCUCAGUUUUAUGGUUGGAGGCAACAAAGAAGGUGAGUGAGGCUCUGAUGUUUUCUUUUGAUUGCCACUUUUCAACAUCUCUUUUGGCCUUCCUGUUGACAAUCACUUUGUCUCUUUUGAAUGUCUCUUUUUUUGAUCAAGUUUGCCUCAAGUUUUCUGUUAGGGUUGUUUGAUUGUUUCUCAUAUAACAACUGCUUGUCAG
This is a messenger RNA of Centropristis striata (black sea bass), 2739 nucleotides long. RefSeq names its product gastrula zinc finger protein XlCGF57.1-like. Bases 125 to 1480 code for a protein of 451 amino acids. Gene Ontology annotation, molecular function: DNA-binding transcription factor activity, RNA polymerase II-specific; RNA polymerase II cis-regulatory region sequence-specific DNA binding. Lineage: Eukaryota; Metazoa; Chordata; Actinopteri; Perciformes; Serranidae. The record is from RefSeq and is a predicted model, not a curated record. The transcript is spliced from 2 exons. Gene Ontology annotation, cellular component: nucleus. Gene Ontology annotation, biological process: regulation of transcription by RNA polymerase II.